Messenger RNA from Drosophila grimshawi, 774 nucleotides. RefSeq names its product small ubiquitin-related modifier 3 (gene Sumo). Gene Ontology annotation, molecular function: protein tag activity; ubiquitin-like protein ligase binding. The record is from RefSeq and is a predicted model, not a curated record. Gene Ontology annotation, biological process: protein sumoylation. Bases 162 to 452 code for a protein of 96 amino acids. The transcript is spliced from 2 exons. Lineage: Eukaryota; Metazoa; Arthropoda; Insecta; Diptera; Drosophilidae. Gene Ontology annotation, cellular component: nucleus.
GAGACACUCAAAAUACAACCAUUUUUUGGCGUGUGUGAGGCAAACGCAAGCCGCUUGAUAAUCUAAAAAAAGUAAGCGAGCAGUGAAACGUUUUAAAAGACACGCACGCCCGGCAUCAUUGCAUUUUUACGUUUGUGAAAAGAAAACGAGAGAAAAAAAACAUGUCUGACGAAAAGAAGGGCGGCGAAACCGAGCACAUUAAUCUGAAAGUACUUGGCCAGGAUAAUGCAGUGGUCCAAUUUAAAAUAAAGAAACACACACCCUUACGCAAACUGAUGAACGCCUAUUGCGACCGUGCCGGACUCUCCAUGCAGGUGGUGCGCUUCCGUUUCGAUGGACAGCCGAUCAAUGAGAACGAUACUCCGACCUCGCUAGAGAUGGAGGAGGGAGACACUAUUGAGGUUUACCAGCAGCAGACCGGCGGCGGCGGCGGCAUUGUCGAUGUUUAUUAAAUCUAAUAUAUAUAAUACUUGUAUGAAUGUAGUUAAGCUAGUUACUCUUCAUUUUUACGACAACAAAACAACAACAACCACAGCGCAAGCAGCAGAUAAACAACAGCGAGAAAUAUUCUACAUAAAUAAAAACAACACACAUGAAAAUUUCCAUUCAGUUCCGUUUUGUUUGUAAAAACCAGAGAUGAAAACAACUAAAAGGAGUAUAUUCCUCUCCCCCAUCCUUCCCUUUCCCUUAGAAUGCAAAACAAAGAUCUAGAUAUUUGCUAUAAAAACAACAACUGGAAAAUAAAGCAUUUUGUAAACUAUGAUUUAAGAACGA